Messenger RNA from Emiliania huxleyi CCMP1516, 1053 nucleotides. RefSeq lists its product as hypothetical. The record is from RefSeq and is a predicted model, not a curated record. The transcript is spliced from 3 exons. Bases 28 to 672 code for a protein of 214 amino acids. Lineage: Eukaryota; Haptophyta; Isochrysidales; Noelaerhabdaceae.
AGGUGCCACUGCUGCAGCAUCGGAAGCAUGGAGGUUGACGCGGGAAGCGACCUGCAGGUGGGAGGCGCCGCCCUGCCGCCGCUGGCGACUGCGGCGGUGGCCGAGGCGGCCGGCGACCCCAUGCUUCCGAUGAAGCGCGCCGCGCCAGAGCCCGAGAUGGCCGCGCCAGAGCCCGAGGCGCAGGUCGCUGCGGCGUGGGAGGCGGCGGCCCCGGUCACUUUCGCGCCAGAGGCGGCCGCGGGCCCCGUCGUGCCGAUGGCGGCACAAGGCCUCGUCUCGAUGGCCGCUGCGGUCGCCGUCUCGCUCUGGGACGCCAAGAAGGGCAUCUGGGUCGACCAGACCGAUCCCGAUGCCGCGAAUGUGCCCGACACAUGGGACGAGAAGAUGAAGAAGAAUGCCGAGCGGCAGAAGCAGCGGCGGGAGCGGGGCGACUGGAACCCGCAGGACGAGGAGUGCUGCGCCAAGUACACCAAGAACACGCUCAAGUCGAGCCGCAUCAAGGGCGACCCCAAGCUCGCCGGCUUGCUCGAGCAGCACAAGACGCUCGCGCCGAUGCCCUUCCGGGACAUGCUCUGCCAAGCCGGGUACUGCACGACGCGGCGCGAGAUCACCAACUUCCGCUACCGGCAGCAGCAGAGGGAGAAGAAGGGCCUCUCCGGGUUCGCUGAGUAGCGCCGAGCGGGAGCACGGGGGGGGCGAGGGGAGGGGGGGUGGCACUACCUGGUGCUGACCACAAACCGGUCCCACACGUGGUGAUAGUAGCAGGAGGAGAACGGACCCGGCUGCAGGUCCGGCAGAGCUCGAUUAGCUGGGGCAAGCAGGGUCUCCCUUCGAAGCAGGCGAGCACGGAUCAUUGUCCGUCGACAUCAGGGAGGGGCGUCGAGAGUAGGAUACGUUCCGGGAUGCGCACACAGCGCACAGGGACGAGAGUAGAGGGCAUUGCGAGAGUCGGCCGUCUAGCGUUUUCAAGGGCUUGCCUUGCGUGUUUGCGUUCCGCGUCAACACCGCGCGGUGCGAUAUUCUUUGUGUUUCCGAGAUAAUUAGUACAUACAU